This is a messenger RNA of Xylaria bambusicola, 1803 nucleotides long. Its product is annotated as lipoxygenase. NCBI's taxonomy places the organism in Eukaryota, Fungi, Ascomycota, Sordariomycetes, Xylariales, Xylariaceae. Gene Ontology annotation, molecular function: metal ion binding; oxidoreductase activity, acting on single donors with incorporation of molecular oxygen, incorporation of two atoms of oxygen. The transcript has 4 exons. The record is from RefSeq and is a predicted model, not a curated record. Gene Ontology annotation, biological process: lipid oxidation. Bases 1 to 1803 code for a protein of 600 amino acids.
AUGGUCAAAGUACUUCCCAGCAUUCUCUGCGCUGGCGUCGCGGUCGAGGCGGCUGCCAUUCGAGGAGGCGGGUUCCCACGGGGAGGCGCUCAUAUUAGCAGACUGGCCGAAGACCCCUACUCUCUUCCUUCGCUCAGUGUCAACGUAUCAGCGAGAGCUGAGGCUCUUCGAGUGAAGCGUGAGGGUUGGCAAUACGGGCCAUCUAUAGCCGGCAAUACAUCUUUCUAUCCGGUCGGCGCUUUAGCUGACGUCGCUACUAAGGCGGAUACCAACACUCUUUUCGCUUUCCAGGACAAGCACACUGCCAACGUUGGCAUUGAUAAACAGAAUGCCUUGGACGCUGUAAACGCUACGGGGGGUAUCAAGUCGCUUGACGAGUACCACAAGCUUUACGACCAUGAAUGGGUUAUAACUGUUCCGGAAGGACCCUAUAUAGGUAUGCUGUCAAACUACACGAGCGACCUCCUCUUCUCUAUGGAGCGCCUCUCUGUAGCUCCAGCCAGUGUUGCCCGGGUGGGCGCAAACGACGGAUUAUUAUUCACCGUUGCCAACGCGGCAUCGAUCACCGGACUGUCGCUUGAGCAGCUUCAAGCCCAGGGCCGUCUCUUUAUCAUCGACUACUUGGACCAGAAAGACCUACCCCGAAGCAGCGAUAUUAAGUUUGGUGCAGCUUGCCAGGCUUACUUUUAUAUCCACCCCGAGUCAGGUGACUUCUUGCCUCUGGCCAUCAAGCCGAAUGUCGAGGGAUCAGACCUCGUCUACACGCCUGAAGACGAGGAGAAUGACUGGACGUUGGCCAAGUUGAUGUUCAACUUGAAUGAUGUAUGGUUCACUCAAUGGUUCCACUUGGCUGCCGGCCACGAGACCGCCGAGAUCGUCUAUUUGGCUGCUAUCCGAACAUUGAGCGAAGAACACCCUCUCAUGCCCUUUCUUCACCGACUGAUGAAACAGGCAUGGGCGAUGCGUCACUCCGCGGAGCAACGACUUAUCAACGUCGGCGGCCCAGUUGACCAGUUAUUUCCCUGGGCAGGAUCAAGUGCAGGCGUGUACACCGACGCACUAUACCAAUCCGGCUUGGCGAGCAAGUUCCGUGCCAAUUAUCUGGAGGCCAACCUAAAGAGCCGCGGGCUGCUUAACAGCGCCUUCGGCCCCAAACUCAAGAGCUUCCCUUACCUCGAGGACGCGACCCUCGUAACAGACGCGAUCCGCACUUUUAUGAAGUCCUUUGUAUCAUCGUACUACCUUACGUCCGACGACGUGACCGCGGACAAGGAGCUGCAGGCAUGGAUUAAGGAGGCCGGACCUGCCGAGAUUAAAGAUUUCCCCACGGCCGUCACCGACGUCGAUGGCGUCGUCGACAUUAUGACACACAUGUGUUACCUAGUCGCCGUGCAACACGGCGUGCUUAACUCCAACAGCCCCGUAGCCUCGACGGCAUCGUUGCCGCUACACCCGCUCGCUUUCUACCACCCGCUGCCGACGGAGAAGGGUGUUACCAACAUUAUGCAGUACAUGCCGCCACUAGCUGCCGCCGUCGGACAGAUCUCGCUACUGGCUGCGUUCAACCGGCCGCAGUUCCUAGACACCAACCAGACCCUCUCAUACUUGUUCGACGACUCCGAAAUCCUGGCCCGCAUGAACCCUGAGACGAAAAAGGCGGCGGCGGCCUUCCGCGUGGAGAUGGAUGCGUUCAGCAAGGUUGUCCGCUCGCGCAAGUUCGACGCCGACGGACUCUCACAGGGCAUGCCGUUCCUCUGGAAUGCGCUUGACCCUAAUAGAGCGCCGUACUGGGUUACGAUCUGA